UAAGGAAAAAAGAACAGGGCAUCACUUGGCAUUAUCAUCACUCGUCAGUCGUCACUUCCAAAAAAAAUAAAAACCAUGAAACUCUUCCCUCUCCUCUCCCAUUCAACCCACUUUUUGCUGAUUUUUUCCCGAGUUCUGUGAACCAUCGGCUCUCAUUACUUGCUAAGUUGCUAGCGCCAUUCCGUUCUUUCUUUCCCUGAGAUAUACGUCCAUUCAGUGUAUGACAUAGAAAAGGAAAAACACAAAAACGGCGUCCUUCCCAAAUAAAGCAAGAGAUUGAUCGUGAUCGUUCUCUUCCGUACUAGCAUACGCGGGAUCCAAUUGGUACUUGUGGACUACGUAGAGGUGGGGCUCUCAGAUCUUCGAAGCUUGCAUACUACCGGAAAACACGCUGCAAAGACACAGAUUUAGUUUGAUGUUGAAGUGGAUGUAAGUAAUCAGUACGAUGGCAUCUUUACUGUUUAGAGGGUUACAAGUUCGUCCUUUGUGUAUUUACCCGUCUUCGUUGUUGACUAAAAAAGUGGGUGUUUUUUACUGCACAUCUAAUAGCCUACAUUCCCAAAGUGUAACAACACAAAAUCAGCUGAAGACGCAAUCAAAAGUUGUAAGUCGAAAUCAAGGCACAACACUUGACAAAUUGUUGAAAGACUAUGAAGCAGUCAUUGGUAUAGAAACCCAUGUACAACUUUCCACUAUUACUAAGGCCUUUUGUGGAUGUGCCUACAAUUAUGGUUCGGAACCAAACACCAAUAUUUGCCCUGUUUGCAUGGGUUUACCAGGUGCCUUGCCAGUUAUGAACUCCAAGGUUAUUGAGUGUGCUGUGAAACUUGGCCUUGCGCUUAAUUGCAAGCUAUCCUUAAACUCAAAGUUUGACAGGAAGCAGUAUUUUUACCCUGAUUUGCCUAAGGGCUACCAGAUCUCUCAGUUCGAUGUUCCUAUAGCGACUAGUGGGUAUGUUGACUUGGAUCUCCCACUCGAGUAUGGUGGUGGGCAUAGGAAAUUUGGGAUAACUCGAGUCCAUAUGGAAGAGGAUGCAGGGAAACUAAUCCAUACAGACGGUGGAAGUCAUUCUCAGGUCGAUUUAAAUAGGGCUGGUGUACCUUUACUUGAAAUUGUCUCUGAACCUGAUAUGAGAAGUGGCAUAGAAGCUGCAGAAUAUGGUGCAGAAAUUCAGAGAUUAGUUAGGUACUUGGGUGUGAGCAAUGGUAAUAUGCAAGAAGGUUCACUACGUUGUGAUGUUAAUAUAUCAGUCCGUCCAAGAGGGCAAGUUGAGUUUGGUACAAAGGUUGAAAUAAAAAAUUUGAACUCAUUUUCAGCAAUAAGUAGGGCCAUUGAUUAUGAGAUCACAAGACAAGUACAACUGCAUAACCAAGGCCUAGCUUACCAAAUUGUACAAGAGACUCGUCUUUGGGAGGAGGGUGCUCAGAAAACAGUAACUAUGAGAAAGAAGGAAGGGCUUGCUGAUUAUCGGUAUUUCCCAGAGCCAGACCUUUCAGAAGUGACUUUGACAAAGGAAUAUAUUGAGGACAUUCGUGAUUCUUUGCCAGAAAUUCCAGAGUUGAAGAGGCGGCGGUAUGAACAAAUGGGAUUAAGCAUGCAGGAUGUGAUUUUUCUUGCCAAUGAUGUAAAUGUUGCUGAAUUUUUUGACGCGACCCUAUCUAAAGGUGCUGACAUGAAGCUAGCUGCUAACUGGAUAAUGGGUGAUAUUGCAGCUUACAUGAAGAAUGAAAAAGUGUCCAUUAAUGAGAUAAAGCUUACUCCUGAUGAGUUGGCUGAAUUGAUUGAUUCUAUUAAAAAAGGGACUAUCAGUGGUAAAAUUGGUAAAGAGAUACUUUUUGAGCUAAUAGCUAAAGGAGGAACCGUCAAGGGCCUUAUCAAGGAAAAGAAUUUGGUCCAGAUAACAGAUCCUGCUGAGAUAGAGAAGAUGAUUGAUAGAGUGCUUGCAGAAAAUCCAAAGCAAGUUGAACAAUACCGUGGGGGCAAGACAAAGCUGCAAGGCUUCUUUGCUGGUCAGAUCAUGAAAGAAUCGAAAGGCAAGGCAAAUCCAGGUGUGUUGAACAAAAUACUCCUCGAGAAACUAAAUGCCAAGGACUGACCGUUGUAUACACAGGUACAAGUCAGACCUUUUUUUGUUGUUGUUGUCCUUCAACAAUUACAAUAACCACUGCACUUCGUGUCCUAGUGAUUUUGUUUGAAUAGCAGUUCGUUUUUCACUCUGCUAGUGCUAGGUGUAAUUCUUGCUAAAACUGAUACUGAAGAAAAUGCAUCAUAUGUGUGACUUCCAUGACAAGACUAAGGUUAUCAUGUAUCAGUGAUGUAUUGUUUUGACGCAUCACCGCUCUUCUGGCGUGAAUGAAGCCCCAGACUCCAGUACUUAAGUUACCGUUUGCCACCAUAUUUUUUUUCUUCUUUUUCUUUCGGUUUUCGGUAGCCAAUUUGAAACCUCACUGGUAUUUGUUGCAGUCUUCUUGUGGGCUCCCUGAAUAUUUGUCAUAUUCUUGGCUAAAUUUUUUGUUGAAACUUUUUUGUCGUCUUUUCAGGUUUUGCUUGCUUCUUGUAAAAUUGAUUUGUACAAGUAUAUACACCAUUAUUAUUAAGUCAUUUAUAAUAGGCCCUGUUUACUGGUCAAAUUAAAUGCUAUUUAACCAGUAAAGACUGCAGUGCUAGUACCUCA
Messenger RNA from Spinacia oleracea (spinach), 2674 nucleotides. RefSeq names its product glutamyl-tRNA(Gln) amidotransferase subunit B, chloroplastic/mitochondrial. Gene Ontology annotation, molecular function: glutaminyl-tRNA synthase (glutamine-hydrolyzing) activity. The coding region runs from base 446 to 2095 and encodes 549 amino acids. The transcript has 10 exons. The record is from RefSeq and is a predicted model, not a curated record. NCBI's taxonomy places the organism in Eukaryota, Viridiplantae, Streptophyta, Magnoliopsida, Caryophyllales, Amaranthaceae. Gene Ontology annotation, biological process: glutaminyl-tRNAGln biosynthesis via transamidation.